Messenger RNA from Naegleria fowleri, 1437 nucleotides. RefSeq lists its product as uncharacterized. The transcript is spliced from 3 exons. The record is from RefSeq and is a predicted model, not a curated record. Bases 1 to 1437 code for a protein of 478 amino acids. Lineage: Eukaryota; Heterolobosea; Eutetramitea; Acrasida; Naegleriidae. Gene Ontology annotation, biological process: RNA processing. Gene Ontology annotation, molecular function: RNA methyltransferase activity.
AUGCCUGAACAACCAAAGAGAAAGUUCAACCAUCAUCAUGCGAACAAAUCCCACAAAAAGAAGAAAAAAGAUGCUCCGAGCAAUGUGAUUGAAGCAGUAACACCAUUAGCACAUUUGGAUUAUGAGGAACAGCUGAAAAAGAAAGAAUUGGAAACAUUGGACUGUAUGAGAAACAUGUUUGCUGGUAUUAAAAAUGCUUUCUCAGAUCGUGGUGCCCUUCCCUCUUGUUUCAGCAAGGUUUUUGAAGAUGACAAGCUGAAGGGCGUUCAUUUAGAUUGGCAUGGAAUACUUGCAUCUCCGAAAACUGAAGGCUAUCGUAAUAAUUGUGAAUUUACUUGCGGUUAUAAUAGUGAAAAGAAGCCAUCUGUAGGAUUUAGACAAGGGCUUUACAGCCAAGGUAUUAUUAAUGUUGAGAGUCCUCAAGAAGUGAGAAUUGUUUCAGAGAGCGCUAAAAAAGCAGUUCAGAUUUUACAAUUGUUUAUUGAAGCUCACCAUGAUACCCACAAGUGUUAUGAUCAAACUACUCAUACUGGAUUGUGGAGGUUAAUGAAAGUUAGAGAAAAUGAAAAAGGAGAAAUGUUAAUUGUUGUUCAAGUAGAUCCAACACAUAUUUCAGAAAAAGAUUUGCAAUCUAUUGCUGAAGAACUUGUUGCACACUUUAAAUCGUUCGACAAAAAUUUUAACUCAACGGAUGAUUUAGCCAUUGACAUUAAGGGAUUAUUUUUACAGAAACAUUCAGGUGUAAGCAAUGCAGCUCCUACUGAUGCGCCAUUACAAUUGCUCUAUGGAGAGGAUUCUAUUAUCGAAGAAGUUCUAGGUUUGAAAUUUAGAAUCUCUCCAAUGAGCUUUUUCCAAGUUAAUACGAAAGGAGUAGAGGUUUUGUAUUCUAAAGUUAGAGAGUGGACGUUAGAGUCGAUGAAUUCUGAAAAAAAGAAAGAGAGAGUAUUAUUGGAUGUAUGCAGUGGAACUGGAACUAUUGGUUCUACGAUGAGCUCAUCCGUAGACAGAGUUAUUGGAAUUGAAAUGGUAGAGAGCUCCGUAAAUGAUGCUCGAAACAAUGCAAAGCUAAAUAAUAUUGAAAACAUCGUAUUUAUUUGUGGAAAGGCAGAGGAUACCAUUGCCACUAACAUGAAAGAGCAUCGAUUGAACUCUCCAGAAGUUGAAUGUAUUGCUGUGGUUGAUCCUCCUAGAAGUGGUUUACACAAAAAAGUUUUGGAAGCCUUGCUUAAGUCUCCAACUAUUGAAAAAUUAAUUUAUGUAUCCUGCAAUCCCAACACACUUGUUGAAAAUGCAGUGAGAUUAUGUAGCCCCUCUUCUAAUUUCUCUGGACGUCUACCUCCUUUUGUUCCUGUGAAAGCAGUUGCUGUUGACAUGUUCCCUCAUACUGAGCAUUGCGAAAUGAUUUGUGUGUUUGAGAGAAAAUUGGAGAAACAGUAA